AUGUCUCCAACAAUGAUAGCAGGCUUUACGUGGGCCGAGACGGUCAUAAGUGCCGGGAUGGUUGUGAUAGCCUCGUUUUUGAUGAGGCUGACUCAGACAAACCCGGCUCCCCUGAUUGUUUUGAUCCUCGUCUUCUUCUUUGCAGACACACAUGUUGCCACAACCAUAGCGAAUGCAUGCGCGUGCGCCCUGACACUUCCGGCGUUUAUCUUAGACGCCUUCCGACACAAAAAGUACGACGCCUUCUCUCCCUUGCUUCAGUGGGACCUUCUCAUCCUCUUUCAGCCCUUCAGUUUGCUCGGCGCUUUGGCAGGAUCAAUAUGUAACGCCAUUUUCCCCUCGUGGGUCCUCAACAUUUUUGUCUGUCUAUUUCUGAUCCUAGUCGUCGGAAAACGCAUUUCCUACUUAUUUUUGAUAAAGUCCGAUAUUGAGGAAGAAAAGGCUCUGCUUCGUCAAGAUCAGUUUACUGCAGCCCCACAGCUAUAUCCGCAUGACAAUACAGCCAGACACGUAAGGCAGGCGAGUUAUCUGCAAAGACUCUCGUCGAACACUAAAACCCAGCACAACUCUAUUGCAUCCACACGGAAAAGCCCCAGUGUGUGCCUUAUUCGGAAUGAGCAGAUGCACAUCUACACCCUUGGACCUACAAAUGCACAGAUCCCGGAAACCUUCGGUGAGCCAACCACCGGGCCAAAAACCUGUACAAAUCAAAGUAGCCUGGCUACUACCGAGUCCCUUGAGCACUCCAAGCUUGUGGAGCAGCUUCUGGAGGGCCACUCCGUGUCAGCAUAUGAAAGCAUGAACUUCGGCCUCACGUCGUCCUCACGUAGUUCUUCGUCAGACAGCGUCGUCAAUCAAGCAUCUUGCCCCCAGAAGAAGGUCAUUCAUGGGGUCUCCUUCAAAGACCAUCGGAGAAAUCUGUCUUUCAUGGCUCGCAACAAGCAGAAGACUGUACCCAAAUCCAUUCCAGUACCUGUCAAUGGUCCUAAGAGCAAGGCAUCCUCCAGCGCAACACCAACCUCGGCAGUUUCUCAGGGAAAGGUCUUUCAAGCACACACACCUGCAGCAAAUCGUCGCACCGACUUCCUUCAACAAAAUGAGCAUAACUCAGAGAGCGAAAUCAAGGAAAUAACAGUUCAGCUAACUGAACAAAACAGCAUCCAAGACUGCAGAGUCCAGUCUCACAGCGCGCUUGAGCUUAUGUGUGAGAGCCGUGAGGUCGUUCCCUCCAAGUCCUUGGCACCAGACUUGGGCGAUGCUAUGAACAAAUCUGGCACCUGCUCUACAAGUAAGGCUGAUAAGAUGUUACUAGAGGUCUCGGAUCCAUGUAUACAUGAAGACAACGCCGAAAAUAGCUUUCUUCACAACAAUCCUCUAAACGAUAUACCGAAGGCAAUUCCGUUGACAGACAAAGGGACAAUUCGAGGGUUUGGGAUCUCCCAUUUCAACGCCGUUGAUCCACUGCGUACAUCUAUGUUCUGGUUCCUUGAGGUUCUCGUUCUGGCCGCCAUCGGGUUGGCCAUUCGCUUCAACACUAUAAAGGGAUCUAGUUGUAAUGCAUUGCUUGCCACUUUCCUGGGUGUCGCAUGUGCGCUGUCUCUUGUCCAGGCAGUGUUCCAGAUGGCUGUUAUUAGGAUCAGGAUCAAGGCAUUCUAUACGCUGGUUAACGAAUCACUACUGACAACCAGCACGGACGAGCAUAUUCGUAGAUACAAGCUCACGUGUGGGACCCUCAGGCCCGAGCCCCUAGUGUUCAUAAAAUCCCAUAUCAAGAUAGCACUAUACAGUUUUGCAUCUGGCCUGACAGUGUCUCUCGUUGGCUACGGCGGCGACCUUGUCGUUUCAGGUCUGUUUGACAAGCUACAAAUGCAUAGACGCACUUUUGUGGCGUUGCAGUUUGCAUACAUCUUUUUCAGCUCUCUCUACGCACUCCUCAUGGAGCUGGCUUUUAACAUUGUGUGCGUUACUCCAACUGUUACCUAUGCCGCUGCUACUCUUGUGGUCGGCCUCCUGGCAUAUGCGCUCUGCGAUCGGCUAAUGGAGAGGCUAUCCACACGGGGAAUUUGCAUUAUACACAUCCUAUACUCGGUGUUCUACGUCGUCACCUUCCUUGUCGCCAUCUCCUACCUCAUCAUGUUCUUUGUGUCGGCAGCGACGACCGGACACGUAGGCGGCACAGAGCCCCUAUGUUUAGAUAAGCGGCCUUAUUGCGUCAGCCCUAGAGCCAACGAAACGGCCCAGUUGUGA
Giardia duodenalis is the source of this 2247-nucleotide messenger RNA. RefSeq lists its product as uncharacterized. Gene Ontology annotation, cellular component: Cul4A-RING E3 ubiquitin ligase complex. The coding region runs from base 1 to 2247 and encodes 748 amino acids. Gene Ontology annotation, biological process: protein ubiquitination. Lineage: Eukaryota; Fornicata; Diplomonadida; Hexamitidae. The record is from RefSeq and is a predicted model, not a curated record. The transcript has a single exon.